Messenger RNA from Naegleria gruberi, 909 nucleotides. RefSeq lists its product as uncharacterized. The transcript has a single exon. The record is from RefSeq and is a predicted model, not a curated record. The coding region runs from base 1 to 909 and encodes 302 amino acids. NCBI's taxonomy places the organism in Eukaryota, Heterolobosea, Eutetramitea, Acrasida, Naegleriidae.
AUGAUGAAGAUAAAUCAACAACAAUUCAAAACAACAGUAAUCAUUUCAAGUCUACUUGCAGUACUCUUCAUUGUUUAUUGUUUAGAUAUUUCCCUUAUAACAGCAGAGGAAGAGGUACGUGUUGAGAAGGAGGGACAAUCAACAACACCAUUACCAGAUCAUGAUCAAUCUGGUAAAUACUCUUCCUCAUCAAAUCCUCAAUUAAAUAUUAAAACAGAAAAAUCUAAAAAGUUAUCAAGGAAGAAAUCAAAGAAGAAUAUUUGGAAAAAGUUGAUGAAAGGAUUGAACCAAGGAUAUCAGAAUGAUUGGUUUGAUAAUCAAUGGUUUCAAUCAUCACCUUUUUCUAACUUUGAUGAAUCUUUCAAUUCCAUGAGAAGAAGAAUGAAUAACAUGAUGAGAAGAUCAAACAUGUUGCCUUCCCUCUUUGAUGAUCAUCAAUGGUGGGAAGAUUAUACCAAUUCUUUCAAUUCUAUGAAUAAUAAUGCUCAAAAGAGUAUUAGCUCUUCAUCUUCAUCAUCAAGUGAAAGUUCUUCAAUGAGUGAAACAUCUACUGAUAAGCCAUUGAGACGUAGAGGUCCAAUUUCAUCUGUGAUUAGAACAAUUAAUCAAGAUGGAAAGAAUGAGCUCUCACUAGAUAUUAAUAAUAUUCCAAGAGAUGUGUUUGAAAAGAAAGAUAUUGAGGUAAAGAUUAAGGAAAAUUCACUUGGUGAUUUGAUUACAAUUAGUGCUGAAAAGAAAACUGAAAAUGGUCAUUUCCAAUUCUCUAAAUCUUUCAGAUUUCCAAAGGGUUCGCUUGAUUUGGAUAAAGUUAAAGCAACUCUUUCAGAUGAAGGAACUUUGAGUGUGAAAAUUCCAAGAAUUGAUGAACCAGAAAUUAAAGAAAGAGUUAAAGAAAUUUCAAUUGAAUAA